Molecule: messenger RNA, 924 nt
Organism: Aspergillus puulaauensis
Lineage: Eukaryota; Fungi; Ascomycota; Eurotiomycetes; Eurotiales; Aspergillaceae
Exons: 4
Coding region: 1-924 (307 amino acids)
Source: RefSeq, a predicted model, not a curated record
AUGGUCAAAGUCGCAGUCGCUGGAGGCACCGGAGGUGUUGGGCGCACGAUUUUCGAGGUUCUAUCCUCGUCUUCCCACCAGGGUUUCGUUCUGUCGCGACGACCAUCGAGUGAUAACGCCCCGAUCAUCACCGUUGAUUAUGAUAAUAUCGACGACUUAACGGCCGUCCUGGAGUCGUGGAAAAUCCACACCGUGAUCUCAGCAUUCGCUGUCGAGGGCGAUUCCUUAUCCAAAGCCCAGGCAAAUCUAAUCGAGGCGGCAAAACAGUCCAAGGAGACAAAACGGUUCAUUCCUAGUUCUUUUGCAAUUCCGUAUCCGCAGAAUGCUCUGCAAGUCCUACCGCAGUUGAAGGAUUACUUUGAUGCUAUCGAAACACUGCAAAAGUCGGACCUGGAGUGGACGGUAUUCCAUAAUGGGAUCUUCCUAGACUACUUUGGUGGCCCUGCGAUGAAGUCCUACCUGAAGCCUAAUGUAUUCGUCAUUGACAUUGCCAACAAAGUCGCUGCGAUUCCAGGAGAUGGCAAUGCGCCUGUUACCUUCACGUACACAUUUGACCUGGCCAAGUUCAUCGUCGCCUCUCUCAGUCUCGAAAAAUGGCCACAGGAAAGCAAAGUCAUUGGAGACGAGAUGACCUGGAACGAGUUUGUCUCGCUGGUUGAGAAUACCCUUGACUGUAAAUUUAAAGUCCACUACGAUUCCGUCGAUAAGCUCAAGGCGUUUGAAAUUACAGAGCUACCGGGCCAUCGAGCGCUGUACGAACAUUUUCCCAAGAAAGCCUUUGCAUGGUUUAUGUCGAUAUUCGAGCUUUUUACGACAGACGGACAGUCUUGUAUUUCAAAAGAGGGCUCUCUAAAUGAUCAGUUCCCGCAUAUAAAGCCACUCACUGUGAAGGGCAUGUUAGAGCAGUAUUGGAAAGCAGAUUGA